Coffea eugenioides is the source of this 1382-nucleotide messenger RNA. RefSeq names its product cysteine-rich repeat secretory protein 60. The record is from RefSeq and is a predicted model, not a curated record. NCBI's taxonomy places the organism in Eukaryota, Viridiplantae, Streptophyta, Magnoliopsida, Gentianales, Rubiaceae. The coding region runs from base 95 to 961 and encodes 288 amino acids. Gene Ontology annotation, cellular component: plasmodesma. The transcript has 3 exons.
UUGUUGUUUUACUACGAAAAGGAUAACCAGAGCCACUUCUUGCACUGCAUGCAAACCUCAUAACCUCCCAAACCUUUGUUUCCCUAUCAUCAAAAUGGCCACCACAGCCACAAAACUCCGUCGUUUCCUCCCCCUCUUCCCCAUCUUUCUUUGUCUCUUUUCCCUCUUCAUCAUCCCUUCUCAUUCCUCCUUAGACUCUUUCAUCUACGGUGGCUGUUCUCAGAUAAAAUACACCCCAGACUCGCCCUACGAGUCAAAUCUAAACUCACUCCUCACUUCCCUGGUUAACUCAGCCACUUAUGCAGCUUACAACAAAUAUUCCGUCACGGGUUCGAGCCCACAAGAUGUUGUCUACGGGCUGUAUCAAUGCAGGGGCGAUUUAUCCAUGCCUGAUUGUGCCACAUGUGUGACUCGGGCAGUGAGUCAAUUCAGUGGCUUGUGUCCGCAGACUUGUGGUGGAGCUCUACAGUUACAAGGGUGCUUCGUCAAGUACGAUAACAGUAGCUUUAUUGGCCAAGAAGAUAAGACUGUCGUGAUGAAGAAAUGUGGACCGUCCAAUGGUUUUGAUACUGAUGCAAUGAACCGUCGUGAUGCGGUUUUGGGGAGCUUGGGUUCGGCUGGUGGGCUGUACAGAGUUGGUGGGGCUCAGGAUAUUCAAGGGGUAGCGCAAUGCGUCGGGGAUUUGAGUAUGGGACAGUGUCAAGAUUGUUUAUCAGAGGCAAUCAAGCGGUUGAAAACUGAGUGUGGAGGAGCUGUUUUUGGUGAUAUGUUUUUGGGGAAAUGUUAUGCUAGAUAUUCUACUAGUGGAGAUCAUCCUUAUGCAGCAAGAUCUGGUCAUGAAUCUUCUCACAGCGAUUCUGAGAAGACAUUUGCAAUUAUUAUUGGACUAUUAGCUGGUGUAGCUCUAAUUAUCAUAUUAGCAACUUUCAUGAGAAGGACGUUUGGUGAAAAUGGUAAAUAAAUAACCAUAGAUCCCUCUUGCCAAAGUAACCUGGAAUUAACCAAGAAUUUCAAGAAUAUUUCUUCCCCGACUUAUUUUUUUGAAAGCCCUUUUUCCCUUUUUCUUUUGCUGUUGCCCUUCACCUGCGUUUCUGUUUGGGGAUUUGCUUUAUGCUUCUAUGCGAAAGGAGUUACAGAUCGUGGAUGAAAUCAAGACGGAAAAGAUGCCUCUAGAUUCUAGGGAUAUGUGUACUCUGAAAGCAAAAUUCAAGUUAAAGAUGGUUAAAAGAGGGAUGCCAAGAUUCCACCCUUUUCUCCACUUCAACAAAGUUGUAUCGUCCAAUGUUAAAAAGUGGCAUAUUCUUUUGUAAAGGAGCAAAUGGCAUAGUCUGCAUGGUGCUUUUCAUCCUUUUAUCGUUCAAUUGUCACAGCAAUUUUUUUUU